Messenger RNA from Linum tenue, 2724 nucleotides. Lineage: Eukaryota; Viridiplantae; Streptophyta; Magnoliopsida; Malpighiales; Linaceae. The record is from the annotation of a GenBank genome assembly.
GAAUUAUUUGGCGCCUUCCAAAGACAUUCCUCUCCUUUUAUUUUCCACCAUAUUUCAAAAACUUUUCAGAUUGUUUCUCAUUCUCUCCCGCGCCAUUGACGCGCCAGUGGAGUGGAGGGAAGAACCCAAAAAUAUUUCGUCUCCUCCAAACUGGAUCAGCUAGCAGCCUAGCACGGACUCCCAUUAAAACCCUCCCGUUUUUUCGCGCUUUUUUUGCGGGUGGAGUCCGUCGUUUUGUAGCAGGCCGACGGUUGAGGCUGCUUUUUGGAUUUUGUUUCUUACUCCCCUCCCCUUUUUGUGCGGCUUGUUUGUCCCGAAGCCGGACGGAAGGGUUAGAAAUUGUGACAGGCAGUCAGAGUUCAGUCGGCAGCAGGAGACUAGCGGUGUAGUAAUGGCGUCGACGCAAGCAAUCCCUGCCGUGGAAAUCCAGAGCUCACCGGCGAAAGGAGGGAGGUCUCGGACUAAGGAUCCUGGGCUUCGCGUUGUAGGCGGCAGAAUUUACGAUUCUCGCAAUGGGAAGACUUGCCAUCAGUGCCGUCAGAAGACGAUGGAUGUUAUGGCUCAGUGUAGGAUUCUGAAAGAGCGCAGCAAACCAUGUCCCAUUACUUAUUGCCAUAAGUGCUUGCUGAACAGGUAUGGAGAGGUGGCUGAAAAUGUCUCACAGAUGGAAAACUGGCACUGUCCCAAGUGUAGGGGCAUUUGCAAUUGCAGCUACUGCAUGAAGAAGAAAGGUCACCAACCCACUGGUAUUCUGGCGCAUACAGCAAAGCAAAAUGGGUUUGCAUCUGUUUCUGAACUUCUGCUGGUGAAAGGUCCUGAAAACUUUGUGUACACUAGGGCGAAGGACAAGGAUGCUUCCCCGAAGAAAACUGUUUUGAAAGUGGAGCCGGAAGUUGGUUCACCAAGGAAGUCAGGGAAAGAGAAUUCUUUGGAUGGAAAUGGUGAUUUACCCUUGCAUACUCAGAAUGAAAUCUCAAGUCCCAAGAUUAACAAAUCCAAGAAAACAAAAAGGGAAGGGCUGAAAGAAGUUAGUAAUGGCCUUGCUGAAGAUGCUGCCUCAAUGGUUAAGAAGAAGAAGCGUAGGAUGCAUGAACAUAUUUCUGAAAAUGACGAUGCUGUUGUUCCAAAGGCCCAUGAUGAUAAUGAACCAGCCAUGGCUUCAAAAUCCUGCUGGAAUCAUAAAAAAGAAGUGGUGCAUAAUGAGAUUCCUUUGCAAAGACGGAAUCAUGUGUUAAUAAGUUGGUACGUAGUAGACAAUAAUUUUUCGUCUGGUCGCUUUAUUUAUUGCUGCAUUUAGAACUUCUUUCCUUGUCAAUCUCAAACAGUUUUAUCAAUUGUUUAAUUGAUUUAGUUUGUUCUCUUUGGUCUUUAUGGUGAAGGCUUUUGAUCUGACGAAAGGGCAUGCUGAAGCAGUCAUAAGGGAAAUGGUAAAGGGCCGAAGAGGAUGUAGGACGCAAUCCUCUCUUGUAAUCCAGGUUCAUAUCCAGCUGCUAUCUCUGUUUCAAGAAGAUACAGAUGAAAGGUGUCCAACCCUAAGUCCAACAGAUGGCCAGAAUUCGUGGCUGUUAUCUCUGGGGGAAUUUGUCUCCAAAUACCCUUUCAUGUCGAAGGACUUCCCUCCCGACUGUUUUGACAGAGGGAAUGGCACGUACGAGGAGUUGAACGUCUCUGGAAAGCUCAAACUCCUUAAUUUUCUGUGUGAUGAAACUCUCAACACCAUAGAGUUGAGAGACAUCAUUGAUGAGCAAAAUUUGGAAUUCCAUGCAAGUAGGAAGGAAGCCAAGGCCAAAAUUCUUGCUGCAAAGGACAAGGAAAAGGAAGUGAAAAAGAAGACGCAGGAUGAGAUUGCGAAAGCUAUACUUGCCAAAAAUGGGGUUCCUUUGUCCAUUUCUGAGCAUGACGCAUUAAUGUCUCAGAUUAAAGAGGAAACUUCUCAAGCUCAUGCAGAGAUGGAGGAGGCUAAGGCCAUGGUAUCUACGGAAUCACAAAGAUCUGAUGCUAUAAGAACGGUUCCCAUGCUUUUGGAUAUCAAGGGUCGUGCUUUUUGGAGACUAAGGAGCUACAACAAUAGCAAAGAUAUCUUACUCCAAGAUAUGGGUGAUUUGGGCUCGGAUUCGCCUAGUGAGAAGUGGUUUACUUAUGACGAAGCACAGAUACCAGAAAUUGAGAAAUAUAUAUCUGUCGUUAGGGCUAGGACAAAGGUCAAGGGUAGAAAAGGUUAUGAACCAGUACCAGAUGUCAACAUGGAGGAAAGCUUAUAGCUUCCUUCAAGUAAGAAAGCUAGGAUCUUCAUGUGUACAAAACUGAAAUGGUGCAGGAUCCUCAAUGUUUGGACGGCAACUUUGACAAUGUAGUUGUACAGAAGAGUGGUGAGCCAGCCUGAUGGCAGUUAAGGUUAACUACUACUUCACUUUCAUGGAUGGAUGCAUGUGGAAUUGGUGUAUUCCCCAAUCAAAGUGGAAAUUAGAUCUUCCCAUUUUGAGUUCUUUUGUCAUUGGAGGAAGGGGUUAAAAAGGGGACUGUUGUAUUACUGAAAGUCCUGCAUUUUGUGGACAUGGUUUUAGAUGGGAAUAAGCUCCCUCCUUUCUGUUUCUUAUUUGUUCUUUCUUGUAGAAAUGACCUCAGUUUGAGACUUUGUUAUAAAUCCUCCAUCUAUAGUUUGCUGCUUCAGUCUCCUUGUUGCUUUCUCAUUUUUUAUGCUGCUUCGUGACAAUCAUUUAUGGG